CUUUUUCCAUUCCGACAUAUCCAUCGUGAAGAUGUCCGAAAGUGUUAUUUCAUCAAAACUUCAAGCUGGAUCCUCUUUAUAUUGAUAGUUUGCAACUACAAUAUUCAACAUGGGUCGAAAAGUCAUCGACCGACGGACUGGAGCCGUGGGUCGCCGUCGAAAUGCAGCUGCUUCCAUGGCAUCUUCGAAUAUCUCGACCCCAGAUCACCGGGAUGCUAUUUCAGACUCCGAGACUGGAACUCCUUCGACGCCCUCACCUUCUCGUGAUGUUUCAGAUGCGUUGAUUGACUUUAUCUGUCAAAAUCGGCCAUCACAACCUCCUCGUAAGCGGCAAAAGACUACAGCCAAGUCCAGUGUUUCGAGAGACAAAGAACCAGAACUCGAGCACAUAAUCGUGAAGCAGCCAUCCUGGGAGUUAAAACUUUCAGGUAUUAGAUUGACUGAGCUCAAAACACCAAUUACAAGGACGAAUAUCCCGGUCUAUGUUCAUUGGACUGGGAGUCGUGGAGUUGCUGAGUACAUCGAAAUCGAGGACGAAACUAAAGCCAUUGUAUUCCAUGCUCCUUUGCCACCAAAGGAAGACUUAGAGGAUGUCCACCUGGCCCUUCUCGUUCACCGAGACUCAAAGAAAUGGGCAAAAACCCAGGGCCGUAUCUGGACAGAAUUCGAUGUUACCUUGGAUCACGAAAAGGAACAGUACUUUCUGAGAAUUGGUUUCACAAUUCGAUGGAAUACAACUUCGUCGCCUUAUAACAUACAACAGGCUAGUGCCCGGAUACCAAGCCUUUCGAGCGUCUUGGAAAAGUACUUUCCAGAUCCUGCAGUCACGAAGGGCGAGCAAUGGUCUCCUCAAGACUUUUACCAAAGUGUACACAUGCCUGAGAAGAAUGAUGACGCUUCCAUCACAAUGAAGGUCGAGGGCCUAGAGACGGAAUUGUACCCUUUCCAGAAGAGAGCUGUUCAGUGGCUUUUGCGUCGGGAAGGAGUCGAAUGGUCCCGUGAUGGCCGAGUAAGACAAUAUGUCCCAACUGACCAUGAGGAGCUGCCGGUAUCUUUCAUAAAGACACAGGAUGGUCUAGGGCAACCUUGUUAUGCCAGUCACUUGUAUUCUUGUGUUACUUCCAACUUGAAGCCUUUCAUCGAUUUCGAGCGACAACUGAAGGGUGGCUUGCUAGCCGAGGAAAUGGGUCUAGGCAAGACUGUCGAAGUUAUCGCUUUGAUCUCUCUUCACAAGCGCCCAAAGGAGCAAUCAGAGGUUUAUGAUGUCUACUCUGGUCAAAAUGUCCGUCCAGCCAAAGCGACACUGAUCAUAGCACCUCCUUCCAUUUUGCAGCAAUGGAUAUCCGAAAUAAACCGACACGCUCCGCAUCUUAAGGUCUUCCAUUACAAAGGUAUCAAGACAUAUAGCAAACAAGAAAAGCUUCUGGAAGACUUGCUGUUGGCAGAUGUUGUCAUUACGACUUACUCGAUUCUUGCAGCGGAAAUUUAUCAUACUCCUUUGAAUCCCGAGAAGACCUUGCGGAAGGAAUCGAGAUAUCCGAGACCAAAAUCGCCACUGAUGACGUUGUCUUGGUGGAGAUGCUGUAUCGAUGAAGCCCAGAUGAUUGAAAGCGGGGUGAGCAAUGCUGCUGUCGUGGCGAGAAUGAUUCCUCGAGUCAACGGAUGGGCCGUGAGUGGAACUCCUGUUCGAAAGGACGUGAACGAUCUUCGAGGGGUUUGCGUAUUUCUACGCUACGAACCUUUUGCUUCUAUAAAGCAUGUUUGGUCGAAAUUGAUUUCUGACCACAAAUCGGAUUUUGGCAAGGUAUUUGGUAAUUUGGCUCUUCGCCAUAGUAAACAAAGCGUCCGAGAGGAGCUGAAAUUGCCUGCUCAACGAAGAUAUGUCAUUACUUUACCUUUUUCGCCGAUCGAAGAGCAACAUUAUCAAGAACUCUUCAGCCAGAUGUGCGAGGAAGUAGGCCUUGAUGCUCAAGGAAACCCUGUGACAGAAGACUGGGAGCCCGAAGCUGCUUCGCAUUUCAUGAGAAGAUGGCUUGUCCGUUUACGCCAGACAGCCCUACAUCCUGAGAUAGGAGGUCGAAAUCGUCGAGCACUUGGUCAAAAGGAUGGUCCUCUCCGCACAGUCGAAGAAGUGCUGAACGUAAUGAUCGAGACGACCGAUGUUGCCAUUCGGACUGAUCAACGAGCUUUGCUAAUGUCGAAGCUCAAACGUGGACAGUUGUUCGAAAACUCUCCAAGAGUUAAAGAAGCGCUGGUAAUCUGGGAAGAAGCAGUGAAGGAAGCAUCACAACUUGUCGAAGAAUGUAGGGAGAAUUUGCGUCUUGAAUCUGCCAAUGUCACAGAAGAAGGGAAACAAGUUUCGAAAAAAGGUAAAGAGGUCGAUGACGGAAUGGACGAUGAUCACAAGAAUGAUCCAUCCUCCCGACUUACGGUAUCACGAAUUCGUUUGAGAUCAGCCUUAGAGGUUCUCCACGUUGCGGUUUUUUUCCGAGCAAAUGCGAUAUUCCAGAUCAAGGAGAUGACCGUGGACACUGAAUCGGAAGAAUUUAAGGCUUUAGAAAAACAAGAGAAGGAAGAGUACGAGGCUGCCAAGGAGAUUCGGCGAGAGAUCCUUCAAGAGAUAUUCCAACAAGCAAACACACUUAUGGGAAACGUUGCAGAGAAAGCAGCCACUCAAUCCUUCGUCCAGAUUCCCGAACUGCCUUCUUCUCCUCCAAGAGGUGGCCUAGAAAGCCGCCGCAUCAUGGAGCAAUUUCAUGAGUGGGCCAUCGCUAUGGAUGCUCAGGCGAAUACCCUCGACGAGUGGAGAGAGAAGACCAUCGAAUAUCUUCUGCGACCCCUGGUUGAUGAAGAUGAUGGAAUUGACACCACAGGAGAUGAGUAUGAGGAUUCAACGAAGCUUCAAGAUGAAGUCGAAGUCUAUCUACAAGUCUUACGUGCAGCUGUUGCUGAUCGACACGAUGCUCUCACGGGAUUGACCAAUAUGCUUGUGGAUUAUGAUAUGAAGCAGGCGUUGAGAAUAGCAACAGGUACCUUCGUGACAGCAGACUCCGAGGAAGAUGUCAGGGGUCCUGCGCCUGAGAAAAUGAUAGAGUUGCUUUCGAUCAGACGCCAGAUCAAACCAACAUCUAAGAUGGGAUCAUUGCGAGGAGUUGUUGCAGAACUUCGAGCCUUAGCAACCUCACUAAGACCCGACGCCGAGAAUGGCAGCACACGAGCACAGAAUGAGCUCACCAUUGUCGAAGAGCAGUUCAAAAAUGCGCAGAAGCACUUGAAUGAACAAAUGAAGGUCACUACAGCCCUCGAAAAAGAAGUGGAAAUGUUUACCGAAGUUAUGAACACAAGAUUGCAAUACUAUCGCUCACUUCAAGCUGUUUCGGAUUCCGUCGCUCCAUACGAAGGCCCGAAUAACGAUUCUGUGUAUACCAGGAUGCUGAGCGACGAAGAGAAGCUUCAAAAGAAGUUGGCUGUGGCUAAAUCUAAGCAAAGAUACCUCGAGCAUCUAAAAGCAGAAGCAUCGAAUCCAAGCGAACAGAGGAUAUGUGUUAUAUGCCGUGAAUCGUUUGAGCUUGGUGCUUUGACGGUCUGUGGUCACCAAUAUUGCAAGGAAUGUAUUCGUCUCUGGUGGAACGCUCAUCACAAUUGCCCCAUCUGUAAAAAGAAGCUUUCGCUUUCUGACUUGCAUGAAAUAUCCUAUAAGCCCCAAGAAUUGUCCGUCGAGACCGAGGACGUUCAUGAACACUCAUCACCCACUUCGAAGAGUAGAAAGUCCGCCAUAUACUCCGAGUUCAGCAAAGCAAAGCUUGCUGAAAUCAAGAACAUUGAGCUUGAUGGUACGGGCUCUUUUGGCACAAAGAUCGAUACCCUUGCCAGACAUAUUAUCUGGUUGAGAGAAACCGAUCCUGGCGCGAAAUCUAUCAUCUUCUCUCAAUUUUCCGACUACCUAGAAGUUGUCGCUUGCGCUUUUCAGAAGUACAGAAUUGGGUUCUCAUCAAUUGACAGGCCGAAGGGUAUCGAGAGAUUCCAGAAAGACCCCUCUAUCGAAUGCUUUCUUCUACAUGCUCGCGCGCACAGCUCAGGUCUGAAUCUGGUGAAUGCCAGUCAUGUAUUCAUCGCCGAACCAAUCCUCAAUACUGCUCUCGAGCUACAAGCUAUUGCCCGUGUUGACAGAAUUGGACAACACCAAGAGACAAAUGUCUGGCUUUAUCUCGUUGACGGAACCGUUGAGGAAAACGUCCAUCAGCGUUCAAUUCAGCGUAGACUUCAGCACAUUGGCCAAAGACUAUCUAAAGCCAAGGGAAAAGCAAAAGAGGUAGUCCCAGCCGAGCUUCUUGAUGCUAAUCUGGAGGAGGCGAAUUCUUUGGAGCUACAGGAAGCUAGUCUGACGGGUCUGCUUACAAAAGGAGAGGGUGGCAAAGGCGGCGAGAUGGUGGCCAAAGAGGAUCUGUGGGACUGCUUAUUUGGUGGCGUUGCCCAAAGGACUGCGAAUCGUGCACUUGAUGGCAGUUCGUUGAGAUUAGAUGUGGAGGUUGGGAGACAUCUUAGAGCUGAGGCAGCGGAGGAAAGGAUGGCUGUUCAGGGUCUGGAGGCCUAAUAUACUGUACCUAGGUACUAUAUGAUAAUGAUAGCGAGACGAACACACAUGACAGUCAAGCAUAAAGUGUA
Molecule: messenger RNA, 4665 nt
Organism: Mollisia scopiformis
Lineage: Eukaryota; Fungi; Ascomycota; Leotiomycetes; Helotiales; Mollisiaceae
Exons: 7
Coding region: 110-4594 (1494 amino acids)
Biological process (GO): DNA damage response; protein polyubiquitination
Cellular component (GO): nucleus
Molecular function (GO): ubiquitin protein ligase activity; ATP-dependent chromatin remodeler activity; ATP binding
Source: RefSeq, a predicted model, not a curated record